UUUGCUUUGAAAGCUGAAGGUCAACGAUGUCGCACAAGGCCAUCAUCUUCUGUCCAAGGUUGACGAAAAGGGGAUUAAACUGGAGAGAAGAUCACAAGAGGAAGAAGGGUCAAACCAUGAUCCAGACAGGCAACCACCGUACUUAAAAACUGGCACUUGCCCCAAGGAUAUGACACGGUAUCCAGGCCCUGGGUCAUCGAGUGUAGUUGUUAAAUGGUCUACGCCAAAAGCAGACGAUGAUAAAAGUAAACCCGUCAAAGUGCAGAGAGAGGAUGGUGGCCCACCUAAUGGCGGCUCUUUCAAUGCCAAUGGUUCACCUUAUUACAUCAGAUACUCAGCAACAGAUGCCAAAAAUAACAAGCAAACCAACUUGUGUUCAUUCACUGUCAAUGUGAGGAUAAGGAAAUGUAAGCCCUACCCUCAAGUCUCCUGGGGCUUCUACACUUGUACUCAUCAGUACUUGUAUGGCUCAGAAUGUACCGUCACCUGUUCAAGUGGAUACUCCAUUCGCGGGUCGCGCAAGCGAACCUGCCGAGCGAAUGAAAUGUGGUCUGGCCCUCCUCCAAGAUGUGCACCCAUUCAGUGUCCAACCUUACCCGGUACAUCCUGCACUGAUUCCAACUACUAUCGCAGUGUCUGUACUCACUCAUGCAGCCGAGCAGGCUACGGCCCUGCCCCAGGUCAAAGUGCGAUCAGGGUCUGUAGAGCUGACGGGACCUGGACUGGGAUUACUGCAGACUGUGUCGAUGUGCAAGAUCCCACUCUGAAUUGCUCAGAAACCAUCAGGGAGUUUGCAGAUGCCUCUCAGACCUACAAGAAUGUCACUUGGGAUCUGCCACAAGUCCGUGACAACUCCAAAUUUGAUAUCAACCCAGAGCUUGCUCAUGGAAGUCUACCACCAGGAUCGAUGUUCAGCAGAGGUUCUCAUGCAAUCACUUACCGGGCCACAGAUGAGGCAGGAAACACUGCAACAUGUUCAUUCACCGUCAUAGUCCAAGUGAUCCAGUGUCCAGCUCUCCAAUUCCUCUCUGGUCAGAGGAGGAUGUGCUCAUCAUCACAGUUCAUCUAUGGCUCUGACUGCCAGUUUGAGUGUCAGCCAGGCUUUGUGUUGAAUGGCAAUGCCAGCAUUGAAUGCCAGCGACAAGGGAAUACAGGAGUCUGGAAUGCAGAGCAGCCAACCUGUGAAGCUAUAACAUGCCCUCCACUGCCUGCUCCAGAAAACGGUAGAAUUGUGGGAAAUACUCCAUGCUCUACAGCCUAUGGCUCUUGGUGUGAGUUUGAGUGUCAUGACGGCUAUCAGCUCGCAGGGAGUGGAGUCCGUCGCUGUCUGGCAGUGGCUGGAGCAGCUAAGGGCUACUGGGAUGGCAAUAAGGCUCGCUGUGGAGAGCAAACUUGUCCACGAGUCUACAUCCCUCCUAAUGCCAACAUCACCAACCAGGAUGAAUGUCCAGCCACUGGCCAGAUCCCAGCAGGGACCACCUGCUGUUUUGCUUGCCAACCAGGCCACGUGCUGACUGGGUCUACAGAGGUCUCUUGUGGGAUGGAUGGAAACUGGAAUACCACCUUCCCCUACUGUGAAGUUAUCACCUGUGACAGCAGUGAGUUGCCUGCACCGCAGAAUGGAAUUAAAAAUGGCUGCCCCCAUGCUGAGGAAAUCUACGGCACAGUGUGCACACUGAUUUGUGACCUGGGUUUCAUGCCGACCAAGCCCACCUCUGUAACCUGCGGUGAUGACGGGAAUGGAGGGGGGACAUGGGAUAAAAACACUAUCACAUGUGAAGAGGUCAAAUGUAAUCCACUGGAUGUCCCUGGUACUCUAGGCUACAUGCCACUGUCAUGCACGCUGGACGGAGUGGCGGUUAAUGACACAGAUCAGAUGCAGAUUUAUGGCACUAUCUGUAUGGCAGCAUGUGACGUGGGAUUCAUCAGUAGUGGCUCAUGGAAUCGUACGUGUCAGUCUUACGGCCAAUGGGAUGGUGCUUCACUGAAUUGCAGUGAUAAAACCCCACCCACUGUGAUGUGCCCUCCAGACAUCACGCUGUUUGCAGUGCAGGGGACCAGCUAUACAGACAAUGGCUAUGGCUGGGAACCAAUUCGGGCCAUGGACGCCAGUGGUAACCUCACUGCCAGACUGAAUACCAUCAAUGGACAGCCAGCGCCGGCCAAUAGGAGCUCUCUAUUCUAUGAAGGGACCUAUCGGCUGGUCUAUACUGCCAAGGAUAGCAGCAGUAACAUAGCAUCCUGUGACUUCAGUGUGAACGUCCUAGUCACCCGUUGCCCACCACUGCCCAGUCCCCGGAACAGUGAGACCAUUUUAGUGUCUGGCCAAGGGACGUGUCACAACUCUGCCGUAUAUGGCUCUGUGUGCAGCAUAAGCUGUGAUGUAGGUUACACACUGUCAGAUGGUAGCCAAGAAGUCACAGUUGAAUGUGUCAAGAACACAGCAUCAUCAACAGUUGGUUACUGGCAGGGCCCAGUGGUAGAGUGCGUCCCCAACAUGUGCCAGGUACCAGCCAUCCCCAACGGUUACAUUUCAGGCUGCAGUGACCAGGAGGUAGAGUACCAGUCAUCCUGCAUGUUUGUGUGCAAUCCUGGUUACCGUGACAACCGUACAUCCCUGAGUUGGACUAAUGGAACAUGUCUGGCUGAUGGGAAUUGGACACGAGUGCCGCCGGUGUGUGAAGCUGUUGUGUGUCCCACCUUACCAAGCCUGGACCAUGGUACAGUCCAACCCAGUGAAUGCUUCACCCAGCAUGAGCUUCCAUACAACACCCAGUGUAUAUUCACCUGCAAUGAAGGCUUCUCUCUCAAUGGUCCCCACAGCAAGGUUUGCACUGCCCAGGGAGUGUGGAGUGAUGCAAGCCCAGUCUCCUGCUCAGAUUACCAGUCACCUGCAUUCACCAAGCCCUGCCCCAUAUACAUCUCCGAAAUUGCAUCCCCAAAAAUGAAACAGGCUGUUGUCUAUUUCGAUAAGCCAGAUGCCAUAGAUAACUCUGGUAACGUCACCGUGAGGAGGUCUGAGAGGAGUCAAAACCCAAGCCUUGCCUCAGGUUCAUCCUUCCCCAAGGGUACAACCCAUGUGGAGUACAUUGCUACUGAUGCUGCAAUGAAUAGACGGCAAUGUGAUGUGUAUGUCACUGUGCACGUUCGACACUGCCAUAAACUGCGAGCCCCUGCUAGUGGGUCACUAAUCCAGUGCCCCAGUAACAUCUACGGUGCCACCUGCAGCUUUGCUUGCAAAGAAGGCUACAACCUGACUGGUUCCAGCAAGAGGACCUGUGAGAGGAAGAACAUCACCCUGGCCGACCAGAGCAGUGGCAGUGACAAUUUCCAGGUGGAGUGGACCGGGGAACAUCCGACAUGUUCACCCGUCACUUGCCCAGCCCUGGAUGACCGACCUUUCCCUGCUAUACGCUCAUCACUUUGCUCUAAGUCCCCGCCAGACACCGAACCAUUCGGAAAAACCUGCAACUGGUACUGUCCAUAUGGCUACCAUGGAGUUGGUUCCCCCAAAUCCAAGUGCCUGGCCAACAGCACAUGGGAUGUGGUUGACUUCUCUUGCGAAGAGCGUAGCUGCCCACCUCUUGAUCCACCAGCCGGUAUGGAGAUAACUCCAUCCAGCUGCCUGAGCUCCCCAAAGUUCAAUGACAACUGCGACCUGAAAUGCUCACAGUCAGGGUACAGAGUGGACCCUCCAUCCUAUGACUUCAUCCGUUGCCUCGGCCAUGGGACAUGGUCACGCGACAUGAGUACAUUCACCUGUGUCGAUUAUGAGGACCCACGUUUCUCUUUAUGCCCGCUGGAUUUCAUUGAGUACCCAUUGCAAGGUGCAUCUGAAGCCACUGUGACAUGGAAUGUGAUGGCAACUGAUAACUCUGGAGAACCACCAUCUGUUAAUUGCAACAUCCAACAGCCAGCAGUGCUGACUGUCGGUGAACACCCAGUCAGUUGUACGGCAACCGACGAUGCAGGGAACCAGGCAUUCUGUAAAUUUGACAUCAGAGUCAAAGUUCGCCGGUGCAGGCAGCUCAACCCUCCCUUCUAUGGCGACUUCCUCAAAGAGUGUGACAGCAUUGCCAGCUGUCCAUCUUUACCUGACGAUUUGAUCCCUGUCGGUGGGGGUGUCUAUCCCUCCUUCUGUCGCGGUCCUAUUCCUCCCUAUUACGGCACCACCUGUCAUUUCUACUGUCGUAACGGAUUCCUCCUGGUGGGUCCUGCAGACCAGAAGUUGACCUGCCUCCCUGACGGAACAUGGGACCAGGACCCGUACACACUCAAUGUGCAGUGUCAAGACAUUAUGCCACCAACCCUGCGUGUCUGCCCAGGCUCCCUGUCUGGCUCCAUGUCCGGCCAGACUUUUGGAGUUGUGUUGUCCUUCAAUGAACCCAUGGCCGUUGACAACUCAGGAGCCCAACUGACAUUGAUCAAGACUCCACCGGACAUUGCUUCCCCGUACAAUUUCACUCAGGACACCGAUGUAUCCUAUGUCUUCACAGACCCUGCAGGGAACAGUGUGUCAUGCAAUUUCACCGUCAGCAUUCAAGAUAACCUGUCACCAGUCCUUGAGUUUUGCCCCCCAGACCAAAACAUUACAGCUUAUGAUAGACUUACCACUGUGACUUGGCAAGAGCCUGUUUUCCAAGACCCGACCGGUGGUGAAUUGAACAUCAUUUGCAACCACCCAAGUGGAUCAUCCUUCGGAGUGGGCAGUCACAAUAUUCAGUACAAUGCAACUAGGCUGCGUAACAACAGGUUCACUGUGUGCCAAUUUAUGGUCACAAUUACACUCGUUCCAUGUACUCUUCCGGAGCCACCCAGAAAUGGAGCCAGGGUGUGUGAUAAAUGGGCCUAUGGACACUUCUGUUCAAUGUUGUGUAAUGAGAAAUAUGACUUGGCUCCAACAAGUGAUCCACUUCAUGCAUUUCUCUCCUGUGGUUUCAGUGGGCAGUGGAGACCAGCUCAGAUGUUCCCACAUUGUGCAGGGGAAAGGCGGCCAAGACUGAUGCAUCUGCAGUCUACGCUUCACUACUUCAGUGGUAAUUGUUCUUCCCAUGACGUCCAAACCCAGAUCAAAAAGCAGUUCCAAUCCAUUGUAUACAACCAGCCCAAUUUCCUUGAGAUAUGCAAUAGCGAGUGCAAUUUCAGUAAUGUGGAGGUUACCUGUUACCAUCCAAGACACCAGAUCGAUCGACGUGAUGUCAGCGUCUUUCAGGAAUCAGCAUUAGACUUUGACCUUGAGUUUGACCAGCUGAAUGCCAGCUUCCAGCAGUUUGGUGCAGCAGACAAACUUACUGAGCAUGCCCAGAAAUGGCUGUCCAACAUGCGUGCAAAAGGGAAGCUGUCACUGAAUCCUCACGACAACCAACGCCGCCGCUUCCCCACCCCGAGGCCAAAACGUAACACGGAUCGGACCCGCAGUCGACGAUCAGCAAUGUCACACUCGUUCACGAUAUCAUUCAGCAUGGAUUACACAUUGCCCAGUGAUCCAACCUUGUCAGGCAGUGACUUUGAAAAAGAACUUUUGAAUGGCUAUUACAGACUGUAUGAUCUAGUAGACAGCAUACAAGUCAUGGCAGACAAUGGCAGCUUGGAGCUUGCAGUGGAUGGCAUGGAGAUAGAUCCACACCCUGUGCUCAAGUAUGAGGAACCUGCUCCAUCCUGUCCCCAUGGAUACAUGGCAACCAACAGUUUGACGUGUGUUACCUGUCCAGUUGGUCAGUUUUUCAACAAUGACACUCUGACCUGUGAGGAGUGUCUUAUUGGUCGGUAUCAAGAUGAGGACCAGGAGCCCCAGUUCACCUGCAAGUUUUGUCCUGUAGGAACGUCUACUGUUGGCAUUGGGUCUACCAAUCUAACAGACUGUCUGGGCAUUUGUCCCAGUGGCCACUUUUCCGACACCGGACUUAAGCCAUGCUUCAAGUGUGAGAAAGGAUCCUACCGGUCUGAGGCUAGGUCGCUGUCCUGUCUCCCAUGUCCAGUUGGUCAGUCUACAGCUAACGUUGGAUCCAUGGACAUCGAGGACUGUGCAGACGUAUGUCCUGCUGGGUCGUUCUCUGCGUCUGGGGUAGAGCCAUGUACUAUUUGUCCACUCCAUAGCUUCCAGUCUGAGCAAGGUCAAAGUUCCUGUCAGCAGUGCCCUUACCAUCACACAACGCAGGUCACUGGAGCUACGGAUCUGAGCAUGUGUUCUGUGCGAACCUUCUGCUCCGCUACUUCCUGUCUGAAUGGUGGAACCUGUAUGGAGCUACUACAGUCCUUCCUCUGUGAAUGCCCAGCAGGUCUGACCGGAGAACACUGUCAGACUGAUGUGAUUGACUGCCAACAAGAUUCUUGUUUCAAUGGAGGGACCUGUGUGGAUGAACUUAAUGGGUUCAGCUGCACCUGUGCAGCAGGAUACCAAGGGCCUCGCUGUGAGGGACACACGGACCUCUGCAACCCCAACCCUUGUCAUCACAACGCCGUGUGUGAGGCUGAAGGUGAGGAUUAUUACUGUGUCUGCCCUGCUGGACUGUCAGGCAGAGACUGUGAGAUCCAGGUGUAUGUCUGCCAUGAAGGAGAGACUUGCUUGAAUGGUGGCAGCUGUGCACCGCCCUCUAUGGACCAAGAGAGCAUUGCGAGAUUGAUUUUGAUGACUGUACCUCUCUUCCCUGUGCCAAUGGAGCCAUCUGCAUAG
Acanthaster planci (crown-of-thorns starfish) is the source of this 6673-nucleotide messenger RNA. RefSeq lists its product as uncharacterized. Gene Ontology annotation, cellular component: plasma membrane; protein-containing complex. The record is from RefSeq and is a predicted model, not a curated record. Lineage: Eukaryota; Metazoa; Echinodermata; Asteroidea; Valvatida; Acanthasteridae. Gene Ontology annotation, biological process: establishment or maintenance of epithelial cell apical/basal polarity; heterophilic cell-cell adhesion. Gene Ontology annotation, molecular function: calcium ion binding.